GGCGGGGAGAAGCGCCGGUUGGCGGGUCCAGGGGGCGGUGCGGUGUCCUGGACCCACCCCCGGCCGCCUCCCCUCGCAGUUCAGUUGGGUCCCUGCACCGAGCUGCGCAAGGACCCCAGGCCGCUCGGUGGUUGUUGCUCAAGUGAAUCACGCCGCGUCCCCUCCUCCGCGCGCCCCGACCGGCAUGGACUCCGGUCGGGACUUCCUGACCCUGCACGGGCUGCAGGAUGACCCGGACCUUCAGGCCCUCCUGAAGGGCAGCCAGCUUCUGAAGGUGAAGUCCAGCUCGUGGCGUAGAGAACGCUUCUACAAGCUGCAGGAGGACUGCAAGACCAUCUGGCAGGAAUCUCGAAAGGUCAUGAGGUCCCCGGAGUCUCAGCUGUUCUCCAUCGAGGACAUUCAGGAGGUGCGGAUGGGACACCGCACAGAAGGCCUGGAGAAAUUUGCCAAAGACAUACCCGAGGACCGGUGCUUCUCCAUUGUCUUCAAGGAUCAGCGCAACACCCUAGACCUCAUCGCCCCGUCUCCGGCUGACGUUCAGCACUGGGUGCAGGGCCUGCGCAAGAUCAUCCACCACUCAGGCUCCAUGGACCAGCGGCAGAAGCUGCAGCACUGGAUUCACUCCUGCUUGCGGAAGGCUGAUAAAAACAAAGAUAACAAGAUGAACUUCAAGGAGGUGAAGGACUUCCUGAAGGAGCUCAACAUACAGGUGGAUGACAGCUACGCCAGGAAGAUCUUCAGGGAAUGUGACCACUCCCAGACCGACUCCCUGGAGGAUGAGGAGAUUGAGACCUUCUACAAGAUGCUGACCCAGCGGGCAGAGAUCGACCGUGCUUUUGCAGAGGCCGCAGGUUCUGCGGAGACCCUGUCUGUGGAGAAGCUAGUGACGUUCCUGCAGCAUCAGCAGCGGGAGGAGGAGGCAGGGCCAGCCUUGGCCCUCUCUCUCAUUGAGCGCUACGAGCCCAGUGAGACUGCCAAGGCCCAGCGACAGAUGACCAAGGACGGCUUCCUCAUGUACCUGCUGUCUGCUGACGGUAACGCCUUCAGCCUGGCGCACCGCCGUGUCUACCAGGACAUGAACCAGCCACUCAGCCACUACUUAGUGUCUUCUUCCCAUAACACCUACCUACUGGAGGACCAGCUCACAGGGCCCAGCAGCACGGAGGCCUACAUUCGGGCUCUGUGCAAAGGCUGCCGGUGUCUGGAGCUGGACUGCUGGGACGGCCCCAACCAGGAACCCAUCAUCUACCACGGCUACACUUUUACCUCGAAGAUACUUUUCUGCGACGUGCUCAGGGCCAUCCGGGACUACGCCUUCAAGGCAUCCCCCUACCCAGUCAUCCUGUCCCUGGAGAACCACUGCAGCCUGGAGCAACAACGAGUCAUGGCUCGUCACCUGAGGGCCAUCCUGGGGCCCAUGCUGUUGGACCAGCAGCUGGAUGGGGUUACCACGAGCCUGCCUUCGCCCGAGCAACUGAAGGAAAAGAUCCUGUUGAAAGGGAAGAAGCUGGGCGGGCUGCUACCUGCUGGAGGGGAAAACGGGCCUGAAGCCACUGACGUGUCUGACGAAGAUGAGGCUGCUGAAAUGGAGGAUGAGGCUGUGCGCAGCCAAGUGCAACACAAGCCCAAGGAGGAUAAGCUAAAGCUGGUGCCGGAGCUCUCCGACAUGGUCAUUUACUGCAAGAGUGUCCACUUUGGUGGCUUUUCCAGUCCUAGCACCUCUGGGCAGGCAUUCUAUGAGAUGGCUUCCUUCGGCGAGAGCCGUGCCCUGCGGCUGCUGCAGGAAUCAGGAAAUAGUUUUGUCCGCCAUAACGUCAGCCACCUGAGCAGGAUCUACCCAGCUGGAUGGAGAACAGAUUCCUCCAACUACAGUCCUGUGGAGAUGUGGAACGGAGGCUGCCAGAUCGUGGCUCUGAACUUCCAAACCCCUGGGCCAGAAAUGGAUGUUUACCUUGGCUGCUUCCAGGACAAUGGAGGCUGUGGGUAUGUGCUGAAACCCGCCUUUCUGAGAGACCCCGACACCACCUUCAACUCACGAGCCCUGACUCAGGGGCCCUGGUGGGCCCCGAAGAGGCUCCGAAUCUGGAUCAUCUCUGGACAGCAGCUGCCGAAGGUCAAUAAGAAUAAGAAUUCUAUCGUGGACCCCAAGGUGAUAGUGGAGAUCCACGGUGUGGGCCGGGAUGUGGCCAGCCGUCAGACCCCAGUCAUUACCAAUAAUGGUUUCAACCCAUGUUGGGACACGGAGUUUGUAUUUGAGGUAGCAGUGCCUGACCUUGCCCUUGUACGCUUCAUGGUAGAGGAUUAUGACUCCUCCUCUAAGAACGACUUCAUCGGCCAGAGUACUAUCCCCUGGAACAGCCUCAAGCAGGGGUACCGCCAUGUCCACCUCUUGUCUAAGAAUGGAGACCUGCAUCCAUCAGCCACUCUCUUUGUGAAGAUCUCCAUCCAGGACUAAGUCUGGGGAUCUGAUGCAGUCCGCCCUGAGUGGGCGGAGCCGUGUCCACACCUGGCUGGCAAUGUCACACCUGUGGUGUGCGGCUUGAGGCCACUGAACUGCCUUCAUCUCUAACACAUGGCCUGAGCUUCUGCCUCUCUGGGGGCCCAGGAACAGUCCAGUCCCCGGAGUGGUCCAAAAUUCCGUUAGGAGCAACACUGCAUCCCUGUCCCUGCCCUCCCUCUAGCUGACUUUAGGUUGUGAGUUUUUAUAAAAAAUAAUAAUAAUCACAAGAU
This is a messenger RNA of Mus pahari (shrew mouse), 2730 nucleotides long. It is a transcript of the gene Plcd1, whose product is annotated as phospholipase C delta 1. Gene Ontology annotation, biological process: phosphatidylinositol-mediated signaling; lipid metabolic process. Gene Ontology annotation, molecular function: calcium ion binding; phosphatidylinositol-4,5-bisphosphate phospholipase C activity. NCBI's taxonomy places the organism in Eukaryota, Metazoa, Chordata, Mammalia, Rodentia, Muridae. The coding region runs from base 185 to 2455 and encodes 756 amino acids. The record is from RefSeq and is a predicted model, not a curated record. The transcript is spliced from 15 exons.